GGACUACGACCGUCGUAUAUCGCUACGCCAUGUUAUGUGCUUUGACCCGUAAAGCGGUAAGAUAAUCUUCCGCUUGAAAUCGGCUGUAAAAAGAGACACCGAGAGGAACGAAACUUACGAAACAAAGCAUUUGCGAAGAGGCGAUCCCCUAAAACGACAUGUGCACCUCGGAUCUACGAAGCUGGCCGAUCUUCAGUUUACUGGAACCGGAAUUCGUCUCGCAGAUUCACAUGGUUGUGGUAUACGGUAACUUGGGUAAUGAGGCCUUAAUCGUGACAAGGGAUAAAAUGGUGCACGCCCUAGGUAAUAACAUCGCAGGUUGUCUGGGAACGGGGGAUGCGCAUAGCACGCUGUAUCCAAAGAAGGUGGAUGCCUUGUGCGACAAAGAUAUAAAAACGUUCGCGUAUGGCAGCGGACCUCACGUUCUGAUGCUUACGAAAGAGGGAGAGGUGUAUUCCUGGGGUCACAACGGUUAUUGCGAGCUGGGGAACGGAACAUGUAAUCAAGGUCUUACGCCUACUCUAGUGAAUAUGCCCACUCUAGGAAACGGUCUGAACAUGAAGCGCAUCGUGGACAUCGCGUGUGGGAGUCACCAUUCCGUUGCUCUGACCGAAGACGGUGAGGUAUAUGCCUGGGGACAAAAUAAUUGCGGACAAGUGGGAAGCAGUAUCAGCACAAAUCAAGGUGCACCUAGACAGGUGAACUCUAAUUUAGCUGGGAAGAAGGUUGUCUACAUUUCCUGCGGUCAGACCUCCACCAUGGCUGUCAUCGAGAACGGCGAGGUGUACGGUUGGGGCUACAACGGCGUCGGCCAGCUGGGGAUAGGCAAUUACGUGAAUCAAAUGACGCCGAGUCGGGUCGGCUCGCUAAUAGGCACUGUGAUAGUUAAGGUGGCUUGCGGAUACGCGCACACGUUGGCGCUCACCGACGAAGGGAAGCUCUACGUCUGGGGUGGGAAUAGUUACGGCCAGCUGGGGAUCGGCAACAAGACAAAUGCCUGCAAUCCAGUUAUGUUGGUUGGUCAUCAUCAGAUUACGCACGAAAUGGGAAGGGUGUCCGACAUCGCUGCUCUGCACUACAAUCACAUAAGUAUCGCCAUUGCCGAGGGAGGCCGUGUUUACAUGUGGGGUCACUGCCGCGGUCAGAGCAUCACGACCCCGACCGCGACUCCAUUCUCGAACGUGCACGACGCGCUUGCUUGCUACGGAUCGCCGAGCGUCAUGCACAAACCGCUAAUCCUACACCCAAAUGAAGAGUCGAGCAUAUUGGAAUGCCUGAAAACUGCAUUCGACGAUCCGUCGACGAGCGACCUCACGAUACAAGUGGAGGGCCAAUGUAUCCACGUGCACAAGGCUAUCUUGAAAAUCCGCUGCCCGUACUUUAGAACUAUGUUUCAGCACAAUUGGGCAGAAAACAACCAGAGCGUCAUCGAGCAUGAUCAAUUCUCAUACAUCGUCUACAAAGCGUUCCUGAAGUAUUUGUACACUGACGUGAUCGAUCUACCUGUGGAGAAGGCGUUAGAACUUUUGGAUCUGGCUAACGCGUAUUGUGAGAGCAGUCUCAAGAAGCACUGCAUUCGUAUGAUAAAGCAAGGAAUUACUGUAUCAAACGUCGCCUACUUAUAUAGCAUUGCAAUUGAAUAUAGCGCGGAGGAACUAGAAGAAUUCUGCUUCAAGUUUGCCUUGAAUCACAUGACGGCUGUAACACAGACGGAAAAUUUUGCCAAGCUGGACGAGAAUACGUUAAAAACUUUUAUAAUUAAGGCGGGCAAAGCCGGUGUUUUUAGGACGUAAUUCAUCUGUGUAUCUCAAGAACAAUGCGCCUCGACAGGAAUGGACGAAAAUCUUGUGAUUUUGCAACGGUGUCAAAACAUUAUAUAUAUAUAUAUGUUUGAAAUCUGAUUACGAAUGUGAGGGUAUAUUCCAGGACUGUACAUUUUAGAAAACGUAAACAAUCCCGGAACAUACCUCUGGGCAUACAUAUAUAUAAAUGUUUUGACACCAAAAUUUAUCAU
Temnothorax curvispinosus is the source of this 2014-nucleotide messenger RNA. Its product is annotated as RCC1 and BTB domain-containing protein 1-like. Gene Ontology annotation, molecular function: protein binding. Bases 159 to 1793 code for a protein of 544 amino acids. Lineage: Eukaryota; Metazoa; Arthropoda; Insecta; Hymenoptera; Formicidae. The record is from RefSeq and is a predicted model, not a curated record. The transcript is spliced from 10 exons.